AGUAUGGACGUGCGUUAUAAAUUUAGAUUUGCCGCUCGAAAAUAUCGCGACGUUGUGAAAUGUUAGUAAGGUGUGCCCAGUUUGGUGUGAGCGCGUGUUUAUCAAAUAGUUCUGUGUUGUACUCAAUUAUUUUAGUGAUGUGGUAGUUGAUACGAGAUGGGCAACUCUUGCAGUUCGGGUCAGGCUCAUAGGGAUAAAGACAAUAUUUCGCAGCAUUCCGAGGAACCAAACUGCUGCGCGCGCAGAUCGCCGUCAUACCGCACAACUAAGAUCGCACAGGAGCCCGAGCCGGCGGCGGAGCCUCCGCUGGAACUGCUAGAGCCUGCGCCCUCGCUGCGGGAGAAGAAGCCCUCUGUCAAAGUACCACGGCCUGUCGCUUCCAGUGUAUCAGUGAACGCCGGCACAGAUUCCAUUUCGCUGUCUUCCCCGGUGGCAUGCGCGUCACCCCGCGAGGAGGUGGUCGGCCCCCCGGUGCCGGCCAGUGUGGCCGCGCUGCCGGAGGAGCUACGCUGCUACUUGCUGGGAAAAGCACCACCGAUAAGGAACAGGCGACGACGUGCUAUGCUCAUAUAUGUUUGUGCUGCCGACUCACAAGAUUGCUGCGCGGAGAAAGGUAUACUGCAGUGCGCGGUGGCGGCGAAGCUUCGAGUGCGCGCGCGUCGGCGCGGCUGGCGGGUACACGUGUCCGACCUACAUUGGCGUUCCCCGCUAGAACAACAACGAGACCAUCGUUUCCCUGUACUGUGCAUCGUUGAACUUACUCGUCAGUCAGAACUAGGUGCAGUCGUACCGGUGCUGUUCCUAAACUCGGGGUUGGGCACUCCCCUGUUGCCGCACACGUUAGAGUGCGCUGACUUCAAAGCAGCACUCGAAGCUGCGGAGGAUGAAAACGAUCAGGCGCUUUUAAAUAAAUGUUAUAGUUAUGCUAUUUCUUGCAGAAUCUAUGCGACAAUCACAUGUCACUUGAGCGAGCGCAACGUGAUCCGCGCGAGUGUUCGAGGGCGUGGCGGGGCGGGGGCGGGGGCUGCGAGUGGGGCAGGGGCCGGGGCUGGGGCGGGGGCAUGUAUCGGGGCAGGGGACGAAGAGUGCUCGGAGCAGGUGCGCGCUGCGCUGGCGGACAGGCUGGGGGCGCUGCUGGACACGUUAGUGGCGGACAACGAGCAGCCUGCUGGCAGCUGCGGCGUGCCUACUAGUCUAUUUGAUGAGAUUAGCGAGCACCUGUCAUUCUGUCAGAAAGCGGCGCAGUGCACCUCCAACAGAGAGAUCACACUUAACGACCUCAAGACCUACGUGACUGGCGAGAGUUCCGUCCCGCUCGCACUGCUGGGCGGCGCGGGCUGCGGGAAGGCGACACUGCUAGCUCGUGCCGCCUCGCUCGCACACACCUGGCUGCCAGACCUCGCGCUCAUAGUGCGGUUUGUUGGUCUGACGUCACAGUCCAGCAGUUCCCACCAGCUACUGAAGUCCAUCGUGGACCAGUGCCACGUGCUGCACACCGGCACCGUCUAUAGAGGGAGAAAUGUAUACAGUAAAUAA
Messenger RNA from Papilio polytes (common Mormon), 1536 nucleotides. RefSeq lists its product as uncharacterized. The coding region runs from base 157 to 1536 and encodes 459 amino acids. Lineage: Eukaryota; Metazoa; Arthropoda; Insecta; Lepidoptera; Papilionidae. The transcript is spliced from 11 exons. The record is from RefSeq and is a predicted model, not a curated record.